Molecule: messenger RNA, 2838 nt
Organism: Bactrocera dorsalis (oriental fruit fly)
Lineage: Eukaryota; Metazoa; Arthropoda; Insecta; Diptera; Tephritidae
Gene: wgn
Exons: 5
Coding region: 302-1621 (439 amino acids)
Molecular function (GO): protein binding
Source: RefSeq, a predicted model, not a curated record
UUCGUUUCAGUUUAAACGCUGAUUGCACGACGCGCAACGCGUCAGUCUCAACGCAAACUCGACGAAAAUCGCAACUCAUAAUCGUAACGAACCAAGCGCGCUAGUCACUAACGCGUCGGCGGCGAAUGUUCAAAGAAAACACAAAAAAAUAGUAAAAUAGAAAGAAACUUUUACUUAAGUUUUUUCUCUAAGUGAACGCACUAGAACUUAAGCGAAGCAAACGUUGAUUAAGCUAAAUCUUUCAGAUGUCUUGAAAGUGUAUUUUUAAUUUUGCCCCUAAGCAAAUGUUUUAAAUAACAUAAUGUCGACUCGAACCACGACGACACAUGCCUGUCCAACAACGACCACGCCCACAUAUCUUACCCCUUCACCCCACAACAUUAUGCACACACACUUAGCAACAACAGCGGCAAUGUCAAAUUUAAGUACGAGUAAUGUAAAUGAUAACCGCCCAACAACAACAACAAACACCACCCGACCACACACGACCCUCCUUAAUACGAUGUACACACAAGCGGAGAGCAUCAGUUGGCGUUUGCGCCAGUACUGCAUAGAGGCCAUAACAGCGAAUAGUAGACGAAGAAGAAGAAGGCGUGAUGAUAAUAACAAUAACAACAACAACACCAAUUACAGCAAUAGCAACUAUACAACGAAUUGCAGUAGCAGUAAUUGCAUACAAAGCAACAACAACAAUAAUAAUAAUAUUUACAACAACAAUUACGCAUAUAGCACACCUUCGCAUGCGGCGCUACCUGACGCUGAUUAUUAUGAUCAUAACAACAACAAUAACAACAGCUAUAUGGGUAACAAUAACAAUGAUAUUACUAGCAGCAACAAUAAUAGAAACUUAAGUAAAACAACAACAACAACAAUGCUAAGUUCCCCCGCAAUACAAGUGUACAAUGUGAUUGCGCAAAGCUUAAGUAGUUCUUCCACGGCGUUCCCCUAUAUCACGGCUUUGCUGCUGCUCGCCACGCUAUGUUCCUUCUGCGCUGCCUCACCCUGCGACCGGAACAGCUGGUGGGACCCACUAAAGGACAAAUGUAUUCCGUGUACUGUGUGCGAGGACGGGCUGAUACCAUUGCGUCCGUGUCAAUUUCAAUGUGACACGAUAUGCGGUUCCAUCUACGAUCUGAAGAUCGAUUGGUUGGUGCUGGCGAAAACGGAGCCCAAUUGGAAGGAGCGCCGAAAGGAUGAGGACAACUACGAUUUGGAGCAGCAGUUGACACACGAGGAAUUACAGCAAUUGCAGGACGGCUCAAUGCCGAUGGAUUGGCAGACAAUGGCGCUUUUUAUGGCCGUAUUGGCGUGCUUAAUCUUCUUCAUCAUAGCCGCUGGCAUUUUGGUGCAUCAUAUGCGGCAAUGGCGGCGUAUGGAGCGUCGUCUCGAUCAAGAUGUUGAAGAAUUAUCUACAAAAUUAAUGGCGAAGUUGGCUGAAGUGCAGAGUAUGGAGGGUGGCACAUUCUUUAUUGGCAAUGCCGAUGCAUUGGGUGUAUCAACGAAUUUCCAGCCGCAACAUGUGCUAUUACCGGAAAAACCGGCAAAACAUCAUGAACGGCGUAUCUUAAAGACAUUACAACCCGGUAAUGUUUAUAUUGAGGAAAAUGGCUCAAAAGGCUGAGGCAGACACGUUGCAACUACAAGUUCUUGCAACAAUGUGGCGAACGUUAACAUUUAGCAUUGGAAAUAUGAAAAUGAAGUCAACGCAAUCACUUUUUUAGUGGGACGAAAUAUUCAAAUAACGUAAUUAUAUGUUGAGUGAAAGUAACUACGUAAAUACUACUUAAUUAAAAUGAAAACAAAACGAUGUUUAACAAGUAAUUAAAGCAACAAACAAACCGUAAAAAAUGUGACUUUAACUACUUAUCUAGACGCUAUAAAUGGAAGUAUAAUUUGGUAUGCGCUAUAAAAAUCCAUAAAAAUUAAAAGAAAAUGGAAUGGAAAAUAUAAAAAUAAUAAAAAUAAAGUCAUUAUAAUUUCCGCUAUUUUUUAUAUUUUAAUGUACAAGCAUUCGUAUAUAAUCAUAGUGCGUAGCAUUCGUACAAUACCCUGUGAGAAAUUUUGAGCAUAACGGGAAUAUAUAUCCACGUGGCCAGGCACCAAAACUAAACUAAUUCUAAAGUAACUUGAUCAUAGAGAUAAGGAGUCUAGACAACCCUUAACCAACCAGUUUUCAGCAUACAGUCAGCGAACUCAAGGCUUAUAUCAGUGCCCUACUAACAGAGUGGCUAGUCACCAUUCUGAAGAAGGCUACACUCUGUGCUAGCAGAUCUACUGCUACCUUUACGCCAGCAACCUCCGCUUGGAAGACGCUGCAGUGGUCAGGAAGCCUAAAACUUGAGUUGAUCUUAACAGAAAAAAUUAGCUGGGGGAAAAAUAUAUGUGUUUCCCACGUUUGAAGCAACUUUUUGAUUAAAAAUUUAAGCAAAAAUUAGCUUAAAAAAAUUUCAGUGAAAAGCAAAUAACCUAAAGCACAGCGUUGUAUUUCACAUUUCUUAAUUCGUUUCUCGCAGGGUAUGCUUGUAUAACAGCAACUAUGUACGUGUACAUACACAAUUCAGGUGUGAACAUAAAAUUUGAUGGCUUAUAUAACGGAACUAUGUACUCGUUUAUUCAUAAAAGUAGCGAACACAUGUACAUAUGUAUGUAUGUACUAGGCGUGGUAUAUUUGUUGUUAACAUAUUUCGCUCUUCUAAUAUUUACCCAUAUUCUUUGUUGUUGACUUGUUGUAAAAAUAUUAUUGUGUAAUUAACAGUAAAAAACAAAUUUUUUUUCUAAAUUGGCUAUAAAGAAUAAAAUUAAAAAAUAAUGAAAUAAAUAGCAACAAUAAAAUAUAUA